Bufo bufo (common toad) is the source of this 666-nucleotide messenger RNA. RefSeq names its product neurogenin 3 (gene NEUROG3). The transcript has a single exon. NCBI's taxonomy places the organism in Eukaryota, Metazoa, Chordata, Amphibia, Anura, Bufonidae. The coding region runs from base 1 to 666 and encodes 221 amino acids. The record is from RefSeq and is a predicted model, not a curated record. Gene Ontology annotation, molecular function: protein dimerization activity.
AUGUCUCCAAAAACAGAAAAAAGCCAUAGCAGAAGCGAGAGAUACCUUUACUAUGAUGUCUCUGAUGAGGAGGACCAUUCUCCUUUGCUGUCCUGUUCUCCAGCCCCCUCAGCUGGGAGUGAAGGAUGUGUAGUGGCAGAAAAAUUUCUCCUUACUGACUCCAGGGAGUCACAGAGUAAAAGGCAAAAAGGGAGGCGAAGAUCACAAGUCAAGAAUGAAGUAACAAUCAUAAAACAAAAGAAGAAUCGCCGGGUAAAAGCUAAUGAUAGAGAAAGGAACCGCAUGCACAACCUCAACUCAGCCUUGGAUGCCUUGAGGAGUGUUCUACCUGCCUUUCCAGAUGAUGCCAAGCUGACCAAGAUUGAAACCCUGAGGUUUGCUCAUAAUUAUAUCUGGGCUUUGUCUGAGACUUUGCAGAUGGCUGACCAUAACCUAUUUAACAUGGCACAACAGGGUAUGACAGACUCAUUUGAAAAAUUAUCUAAAACAUGCUUAAUGGUGGAUCUUAAUAGCCCAAAUAGUAGCUGUAGUUCUUCAAGUGACUGGGACUCUCUCUAUUCUUCAGGGUCACAGAGCAGCAAACAUAGCCCCAAAGACAUGGAUGAUUUUAUUUCUCAAUCCAGUUCUUGCUUGACAUACACGGAUUCUUUUUCAAAAUUCAUAUGA